UCUGUGUGUUGAGUGUGUGAGAGGCGUUCCCAGAGGUGCCAGGCAGCUCAGUGUGAGUGUUGUGUGUGUGUGUGUGUGGCGGUGCCAGACAGCUCAGUGUGUGUGUUGUGUGGCGGGGACUGUGUAUGUGUGAGUUGCCGCCCGCGGGCACACAUUGACGAUGCCGACACGGAGCGGGCUGCUGGUUCGAGACGCUGCCCAGCUCGUCCUGGUUUGUGUGGGUGGCGAACAGUACCUGACCAGAGGUGACAUGCGGGACGUGGCGCUCAUUGCUGGCGGUAGCCUUGUGAUCGGAAGAGAUGGGCUGAUUGAGGCUGUGGGGCCUGCGGAUGUUAUCCAGUCCCGGUACCGAGGAGUGGAGUUUGACCAAGAAAUAGACGCGAGUGGAAUGUGCGUCCUGCCCGGACUGGUGGAUGCACACACACACCCGGUCUGGGCUGGAGACCGAGUCCAUGAAUUUGCCAUGAAGCUGGCGGGGGCAUCGUACAUGGAGGUCCACAAUGCUGGAGGAGGGAUACACUUCACCGUGGAACACACCAGGAAGGCUACAGAGGAAGAGCUGCUAGCCAGCUUGAAGCAGCGGCUGCUCUCCAUGCUGAGGGCAGGGACCACGCUGGCCGAGUGUAAGAGUGGAUACGGUCUGAAUCUGGACACUGAAGCCAAAAUGCUCCGCGUGAUCGAGCAAGCUCGAAGGGAUCUCAGCAUCAGCAUUUCGUCCACAUACUGUGGUGCUCAUUCUGUCCCCAGAGGCAAGACGAUGGCGGAAGCAGUGGAUGCAAUCGUUAAUGAUCAGCUGCCCAAACUGAAGGAGAUGAUGGAGAAUGGUGAAUUUCACAUCGACAAUAUCGAUGUUUUCUGUGAGAAAGGAGUCUUUGACCUGGAGGCCACCAAGACUAUUUUACAGGCUGGAAAAGAGUUAAAUCUCCAGCUUAAUUUUCAUGGUGAUGAACUUCAUCCAAUGCAGGCAGCCGAGCUCGGCGCUGAACUUGGUGCUGCUGCCAUAAGCCACCUGGAGGAAGUGAGUGAUGCUGGAAUUGCAGCCAUGGCAACCGCUAAAUCAUGUGCUGUGCUCCUCCCAACCACUGCAUAUAUUCUGAGGCUUAAAACCCCACGGGCUCGAGAUAUGCUUGAUGCUGGAGUGAUUGUUGCUCUGGGCAGUGACUUCAACCCGAAUGCACACUGUUUCUCAAUGCCGAUGGUGAUGCACAUGGCGUGUGUCACCAUGAGGAUGAGCAUGGCUGAGAGCCUCAUCGCCGCCACCAUUAAUGCCGCCCACGCACUUGGAAGGUCCACGUCUCACGGCUCCCUGGAGGUGGGCAAGGAAGGCAACAUCAUCAUCAUUAAUGCACCCAGGUGGGAGCAUUUGAUUUACCAGUUUGGAAAUCAUCGGGACAUAAUCAAGUAUGUCAUCACCAAAGGAAAAAUUGCACACGAAAAUUAAGUUGUCUCGGUUAUUAAUAUUCAGAUCCUCGCCUGAACUCCGAACCAUUCUGAAGGACUGAUUAUGAAUUUGAACACCCGUGUUAUUGGCAGCCAUGUUUCACGUUUAAAAUGGCCCUCAUACAAACAUGGACAAGAGAAGGCGAUGAAGAUUGAUGGCUUCUAGGAUAAUCAGAUAUCAUGUGAAAAAUAUCUUAA
This is a messenger RNA of Amblyraja radiata (thorny skate), 1638 nucleotides long. RefSeq names its product amidohydrolase domain containing 1 (gene amdhd1). Gene Ontology annotation, cellular component: cytoplasm. Bases 161 to 1441 code for a protein of 426 amino acids. Gene Ontology annotation, molecular function: imidazolonepropionase activity. The transcript has 9 exons. Lineage: Eukaryota; Metazoa; Chordata; Chondrichthyes; Rajiformes; Rajidae. The record is from RefSeq and is a predicted model, not a curated record.